AUGGCCACCAAAUUAGCCUUCACCUUAACAUCUCCAACCCCUUUUAAUCCCUCUAGUCAGAGACCCUUUGUUUCGGUUUCAUCUCCCUCCACAAGGGUUGAGUCUUUUCAGUUCAGAGGGAGGCAGCUAUGUCUCCGGCGCCGGCUUCUGGUUCUUCCCUCUAAGGCUACUGCUGACCAACGACAAGACAAGGUUGAAGAUGAGGAAGUUUUUGAUGGCAAGAUCCUGCAAUAUUGUAGCAUAGACAAGAAAGGGAAGAAGUCUUUGGGUGAACUUGAACAAGACUUUCUUCAAGCUCUACAAUCAUUCUAUUAUGAUGGUAAAGCUAUUAUGUCAAACGAGGAAUUUGAUAAUCUCAAGGAAGAACUAAUGUGGGAGGGCAGCAGCGUUGUUAUGCUAAGCUCUGAUGAACAGAAGUUUUUGGAAGCUUCAAUGGCCUAUGUGUCUGGGAACCCAAUUCUGACAGACGAAGAGUAUGAUAAACUGAAGAUGAGGCUAAAGACAGAAGGGAGUGAUAUUGUAGUUGAGGGUCCCAGAUGCAGUCUCCGUACCAGAAAGGUUUACAGUGACCUGACUGUUGACUAUUUGAAGAUGCUCCUGCUGAAUGUCCCAGCAACUAUUGUUGCCCUAGCGGCGUUCUUCUUCCUGGAUGAUGUAACUGGGUUCGAAAUCACGUAUCUUUUGGAGCUGCCAGAGCCAUACAGCUUCAUUUUCACAUGGUUUGCUGCUGUUCCAGUCAUAGUUUAUUUAGCUCAGGCACUCACCAAACUGAUUGUGAAGGAUGUUCUGAUCUUAAAGGGCCCUUGUCCAAACUGUGGUACAGAGAACGUGUCCUUCUUUGGGACCAUACUAUCCAUUUCAAACGGCGGUGCUACCAACACCAUUAAAUGCUCAAACUGUGGAACUCCGUUGGUUUAUGAUUCAAGUACGCGUUUGAUUACAUUGCCAGAAGGAAGCAAUGCUUGA
This is a messenger RNA of Prunus armeniaca (apricot), 966 nucleotides long. The record is from the annotation of a GenBank genome assembly. NCBI's taxonomy places the organism in Eukaryota, Viridiplantae, Streptophyta, Magnoliopsida, Rosales, Rosaceae.